GCGUAACAUUAUGUAGAAAGGCAUAGCCACUUCCUUGUUCCAUGCUCCGUGGCUCCUCCUCAAACUGUGAACCUCGAUCCUCUCCAUGUUCAAGGUUUCCAACAUCGUGAACGUUACGCCGAUGGGGGUAAGGUCUAUUAUUCUACACGUUGCUUGUUUAUCCUGAAUUACUAGCCUUGCUAGUCUCAUCUCUGUUGGCUUAAUCUUUACUACUACUAAAUAAUUCAAUUCAAGUCAUAAGCCAUACUUGCUACUCUCUUGACUUUCUUAACUUUCUUAACCCUCUUGACCCUCUUGACCCUCUUGACUCUAUCCAAUCCCAAGACCUCGGCAUGUCUGAAGAAAGGAGCAAGAUAUCCCUUCGUAGUGGUCCUAAGAGGAAAGGCCGCCCUACCAUCAGUGCCCCUCGCCAGAUCUCCGAGCCUAUUCCAAACGAUGGAAAUGGUGUUCCAAUUGUUCGUGGUACCGGUGCGAGAGUAGGGGUUGACAAUCCUCUGCCACCAAAGCAACGCCCACCCCCUUCAGCUGGUGGGAAAACUAGCGACCUGGUUAAACGAAGAUACUCAACCCGAUUCAAUAAUCUCCCUAGUGACUUCGACCCGAAUGCUCCGCCCGUUCCUGCAGUGCCCAACUUCGAUAUCUCAAGAUACGACCAACCACCACGCUCGCGACAGCCUCCGUCUCGCGAUGGAGCUGCGCCUGGUGGUUCGGUUAGGGGCGCCCCGCCAACUGUUGAUGCAAAGGCACUCAGAGAUCCGAGGCUCGUCCCUGAUCAAUACGUUGCCAAUAUCUUGAGCGAGGCCACUGAAGAUGAGAUACGCGAUUAUGAAACUGCUCUACGAAAGUUGAAGAAUAGGGCAUCGGCAGAUCUACAACAGAACGUCUAUCAGAAUCGGGCACAGUUUAUCAAAAUAAGCAAGGAAGCCGAGAAGCUGAAGUCUGAAAUGCGCACUUUGCGCAAUUUAUUCAAAGAGCUUGCCACCAAUACGAAUGCGUUGAGAGCCUCCUCUGGUAGCCACAAUACCUCCGUGGGUGGAGACUUUGCGACAACAUUGAGCAAAAAGGACAGACGCAGCUCCGUAGCAGAUAGGACGGCCCUUUGGAACGCUCAGAUGCAGGCUCUCUACAAGAACGUUGAAGGUUCUCAGAAGUUUUUACCUAACUCUAUGGGUAGACAUAUUGUCCAGAAUGCUGGGGCCUGGAUUGAGUUAGAUAAUGCUACAUACAAAUCUCGACGGUCUACACAACUGAUCCUCCUCAACGAUCAUCUUCUCAUCGCUUCGAGGAAGAAACGUAAGACAGACAACCCGAAUGACACACGGGCCCCCGUUACGAAGCUUGUUGCGGAUCGUUGCUGGCCGUUGUUGGAUAUUGAAGUCGUCGACAUGGCUGCAACCACUGAAUCGUUUAGUGGCAGGAAUAAACUUGCAGAUGCUAUCAUGGUGCGAGGAGUAGGACAGGAAUCUUUUAUCUAUCGGACAGAGAAACCCGAGGACCCCGAGAAGACGGCCUUGAUGUUGAAUAUCCGAAAGGCAGUGGAGGAACUGCGCAAGAACUUGCAGUCCGAGAUGGAGGCCAAUAACAAGGCCAAGGAGACCAUCAACUACUUCGCUUCCCGAGAUCCAGGCCUAUUGCAAAAGACAGAAUUACUGGAGACUCUCUCCGACAUUAAGGACAUGCUGAUAGAAGUAGAUGGGAAACAGCAGAACCUGCGCUGGGUUGAGGGCCAGAUGGACGAGCUCGACAUCGACAUAGCUCUCCAACGAUUCGAGCUAUCAGUGGACCGCGUCGAGAAGAUGCAGAAGCUCUCUCGUGGGCUCAAGAACAAUGUCAUUGCCCAAGACUUCAUCGAUUUCAAAGUCGACGAGCGAUGCACAAGGCUCGCUGCACUGAUCAUACGAGAACUCAUCGAUGCGCAUAGCCAGCCACUAAAGGCAAAGCGUAACGUCGAAUGGCUUAAUAGGCUUGGUUUCGAGGAUCGUGCACGAGAGGCGUACCUUAAGGCGCGCAGCGGCCUAAUUCAAAAACGGUCUAGACAAUGCAUCUUUCAGGGCGAUCUACACCUGUAUAUUUGGCAGAUCUCGUUCGUCUAUUUCAGUAUUAUUAGGAACACAGUGAGCUGUUUCCAGAGCUGCUUUCCUCAGACGAUGAUGAGCGCGUGUGUGAAGUGGGCCAAAGAAGAGGUAGACGCAUUCAACGUGAUCUUAGCUAGGCAGCUGAGCAGCACGGAGAAGGAUGGUGUUGUAUGGGAGCAGUGCAUGGACAGGGCCAAGACCCAUGCUAAGAUGCUGGAAGAAGUUCAUCUAGAUUUCCGAGAUCUGGUGGGUAGAAUACCCCAGGGUACGAAAGCUAGUGAGGCCGUUGGUCUUGGAUUGACGUAGUAGUAUUAUGCAUAUAUAUCACAUGGCAUGAUCCUACAAUGACUUGUACGUACAUAGUAACUUUGAACCAUACAUUUACAUGAUUAUAUGUAUCCAAUUCAGAAAUAUAAACAUUCAAUGUUGAAUA
Hypoxylon fragiforme is the source of this 2508-nucleotide messenger RNA. Its product is annotated as Cullin repeat-like-containing domain protein. The coding region runs from base 333 to 2381 and encodes 682 amino acids. The transcript is spliced from 3 exons. The record is from RefSeq and is a predicted model, not a curated record. Gene Ontology annotation, cellular component: exocyst. Gene Ontology annotation, biological process: Golgi to plasma membrane transport; exocytosis; intracellular protein localization. Lineage: Eukaryota; Fungi; Ascomycota; Sordariomycetes; Xylariales; Hypoxylaceae.